Eurytemora carolleeae is the source of this 1773-nucleotide messenger RNA. RefSeq names its product D-serine dehydratase. Bases 517 to 1695 code for a protein of 392 amino acids. Gene Ontology annotation, molecular function: D-serine ammonia-lyase activity. Gene Ontology annotation, biological process: D-serine catabolic process. Lineage: Eukaryota; Metazoa; Arthropoda; Copepoda; Calanoida; Temoridae. The transcript has 14 exons. The record is from RefSeq and is a predicted model, not a curated record.
UUUUGGACUAUAAAUAAACUUUAAAAAACAGAACAAAAGUGUUCCGAACGGAACCAUAAUGAAUGAAUGAUCUAACUGAAGUUCCUAGUUGAUAAACAUUGUUCGAAAAUUGAUACUGUGCAUUGAUUAGAAUUAAAUUUAGAUCGGCAAUUUUUUAGAGCUAAGGACAUGUUUUUUAUAGGGGAAAGCUGGGUUCCAAGCUAGUGUAUGUAGAUCUAUGGAUAUAAAGUAGUAAUCUCUGUUUUUUCUGUGUGUUUAUUUGGAUAUUCGAUCAUAACUCAUGAACAUUUUAACCGAUUUACCUCGAAUUUUGAUUGGUGAAAUCGGUAAAACAAUGGGAAUGUUCUUGGCUUUGUUUAAAAACUAUAAGUUGAGGUGAUUGACUUUUCUAUAGUAAAACUUAGUUUCCUUACAAAGCUGGGUUCCUAAGCUAGGAUAAUUAAUAAUACUAAUUUAUUACAAAUCGCCAUGUUUAAAAUUUUUUAAUGGAAUAUAUUACAGUCUAAUUGUAUAAAUAUGGAGGAAGGAAAAAUGGAAAUAGAAAAACAAGAAAUAGAAAAACCGGAUAAAGGGAAAAGUAUUUAUGAUUUGAGCACUCCAUCCUUCUUGGUGGAUAUUCAGGUUUAUCAAUCUAACUGCAGCCGCAUGCUAGAGUUGGCAAGAACUGCGGGAAUAAGUUUACGAGGGCAAACAAAGACUCACAAAACUGUAGAAGGAGGUGUUUUACAAACGGGAGGUAGCCGAAGGAAAAUUGUUACUUCCACUCUUCUAGAAUGUGAGAUGUAUGCUAAAAGUGGGUUUGAGGAUAUUCUUUUCGGAUUCCCCUUGAUUCCCCAACAUCUACCCAGGGUAUAUAAACUCAGAUCCCAGCUUGAUGCAUUCCACGUUAUGGUUGCAAACCUGGAGAUAUGCAUAUUUUUUCAGGAUUCUACUCCCCCUCAGGGUAAGAAGUGGUCUAUUGUACUAAAAAUAGACUGUGGAAAUGAAAGAGCUGGUGUUUGGUGGGAGGAAGCUUCGCAAAUUCUUGAAAUUGCAAGAUUCAUCACUGCUUCGUCUAAUCUCAAAUUUCAGGGUAUUUAUGUGCACUGUGGAAAUUCUUAUCACUCUAAUACUCCAGAACAAGUUAAAGAUAUUCGAAACAAUGCUCUGAACUCAGUUAAAAGAAUUGCUGACUGGUUGGAAGAUGAAGGAAUAAAGUGUAUUGAUGUUGGGAUAGGUUCAACACCAUCCUGUUCUCAUCCUACUCCAGCUCUCUCAGCCCUGUCGGAGAUACAUCCUGGAAACUAUGUUUUCUAUGAUGCUAUGCAGAUGGAGCUUGGAUCCUGUCAGGAGUCUGAUAUUGCUGGCACUGUUCUAACCAGAAUCAUAGGACAUUACCCCCGGAGAAAUCAGCUUCUGAUUGAUUGUGGAUUUACUGGUUUUACUAAACAAGGAUUAGGAAAACAACAAGACAAGAGAAUGUUGGCCAGAAUAAAGGGAUGCCCUGAGCUAAUGGUAACAGACAUGACACAGGAAAUUGGGUUUGUUGACAGCUCUGAUUCAAGUCUUAAAAUUCAAUUUGAAAAGUUUCCUGUUGGGAGUACACUUCAGCUGAUUCCAUACCACUCAUGCGCAACUGCCGCGUGUUAUAAUAUCUAUCAUGUGCAUAGAGAAGAGAAAGUCACUGAUACAUGGGCACCCUGUAAGGGCUGGUAGAAUAAUUAAUUGAUUCAAAGAUAAAACUUUGUAGUUAUUUGAUCAAUUUUGACAUAAAUAAAUGCGUAUUUCUGCUUA